Cyclocybe aegerita is the source of this 951-nucleotide messenger RNA. The record is from the annotation of a GenBank genome assembly. NCBI's taxonomy places the organism in Eukaryota, Fungi, Basidiomycota, Agaricomycetes, Agaricales, Hemipholiotaceae.
UGACUACUCCGUUUAAACCCCAUCCACCACCUCCUGUUCUUCCAACACCAGCGUUGCCGAUUCCUCAGUUAGAGUCUCUGAAAUUCAAAGCGACGCAAAUCAUCGACUCCAUUAUCGCUCUCCAGAGGACCGUCGAGGCAGGCGGGCAUCCCAGUGCUAUGCCUGCAUGGCCAGACAUCCUCUCGAAAUACAACAUCCUGCUCUCACAGACGCACAACUUCUCUACUGCCCUCGUUCAGCGUGUGCAGCAGGCCGGCCCCUCGUCCAGAGCACCCCCGCAGAACAUGUACGAGCGCAUCGCGUUGCAUCCCAGCAUGGGCAUGACAGACCAGCAGCUGGACGGAGAGGUCGCACCGUUGUUACGGAAUCAGCAGACGACGGACGUGCUGAGGAUGGAGAACGACACCGUGCGGAGGUUGGCGGAACACAUGAGCACACGGGGCUCGCUCGGGGUGCUGGGCAUCUCGCCCCCGCCAGCCCCUCCAGGCGGGUUUGGUGCGCCUCGCAAGCCAGAGUACGAGGACGUGCUGAAGGAAUGCGCGGAAAUACGCGAGGCACACGAUCGGCGAGUCGAACGCGCGGUGCGGGCGGUCACGAUGCUAAGGGAGAAGUUCGACUGGAAGCAGCGGGUCGAGGUCGAGGUGGAGGAACCGGAGGAGCUUGACUGGGACCCGAGGCUGGGCAGGACGCCCGACAAUGUCCCUGGAGACGUGGCGGAGGAUGAAGACAUGGGGUCUGCGAGUGAGGGUGAGGGUGAGGGUGAUGAGGAGGCCAACAGCGACGAGGACGACGAGUUCAACGUUGAAGGCGCUCUAACGGGUGCCGACGCGAUCUCGCCACAGAACGGCGACGGCGACAUGUUUGGAUCGGUGUCGUCGGCGGCUGCAGGUGGUGUUCCGGGGAAGGCCAACGCCGCAAUCGAUGUCGAUGAUGACAUGGUCGGAACUUGAU